AUGGACAAAGCAGAUGUAGCGGCGAAGCCGUCAUUCCCCGUCUCGUCGUCAUCAACCUUCAUCCGAAAGCCAGCAAUCCUAUCAAGCUUGAAAGAUACACAAGAACAUAAUGCGGGGCUUGCCGAUAACCAAAGGCAAAGCCACCACCCCAUCGCCGGCCCUUAUCCAGAGGCCGACUCGCCACCCGUCACAUAA
Parastagonospora nodorum SN15 is the source of this 195-nucleotide messenger RNA. RefSeq lists its product as hypothetical. The transcript has 2 exons. The coding region runs from base 1 to 195 and encodes 64 amino acids. The record is from RefSeq and is a predicted model, not a curated record. Lineage: Eukaryota; Fungi; Ascomycota; Dothideomycetes; Pleosporales; Phaeosphaeriaceae.